GUGUGCAUUUCUUUAAGAAGAGAACAAACAAAGCGUUUCAUAUUCCAAUAUCCUAGUUAUUAGUGGGGCCAAAAAUCAAAUCGUUCAUGUAAUGUUCGAACUCAUUAAGAAAUGAGUUUUUUGCUUCCGAUUUUGAACAAGCGUCUAUAUUAUUGAAUGGUGCCUGGUGACUAAUGACAAAAUUACCAAUUCAAAUGUGUUUUUGAAAUCAACAAAACACUUUUGUUUUGAUUCCAUUGAUAAGAGAUCGUUUGCAAAUCAUUAAAUUCGCAUGUUGACCGACUUGAAUAAAUUAAUUUCUAUAGAUAGAAGCCCGUGUUCGAUAAAACGUUUUGCUUUUUAUCUUUAUAGGCGCGCAUAUUUCCAUUUCUACUUCCCAGUCAGGAACCAUGUGUUUACCAAGAUUUAUCGGCAUGUCGUCAAGUGAAGUGUUCGAUGGCAAACAAUUCGAUAUGUUCUUUCAUGACCAUUCCUAUUAUUUUAUUGACUAAAAAAUCUAAAUUUGCAGCAAAAAAAGCGCCUGAAUUUCUGCUAGUCCUUUAUCAGAUUCACCCUUGUAAGAAAAUUUAUAAUGAGAGCAAUAUUUUCUAUCAACAGAGUGUGACGACACUGCUGGAACAAAAAAACGCAAAGAUGGUUUGAUUGAAUUAAAUUAAUCUUGAGAGAGUAAAUCGCGCGCGUUGUACUAAAAUCUAAGCGCAUGUCGAACACAAUCAAAUGAUAAUCUCAAACGUUAUCUUAUCAUAAUAGAGUAGAAAACAAGACCGCAGAGCUCCGCUUCGCUCCGCUCUGCGUUCUUGAGUUUUUGGUUACCUAAUCUAUUUUGUUGUUCCACAACAAACUAUUUUUUGGCGCACUACAUGAAAUGUAUUUCAUCAAAGUAACUUUGAAGUAAUAUAUUUAUUUGAAAAAUGAAUUACAAGAUUUGUCGUUACUGCCACUGUUUUAAAUUAAAUAAAAAAUAUGGGCAUAAAAUUCAGAUUCACCAUAUUUUGUUUCAACACUCAAAAAGUAUCAAGGAAAAAAAAGAGCAGAUUAGUAGCUCUAGAUUUCAUGUAGUGCUAAAAAGAAGAAUUCUGCACAUCAUACAAUGAUACUGGGCGAUUAUGUGUGUGCGUAUGUCUGUGGGCCAUUGUAUGGAGAGUUCAUUUGUUCGGCUCAUAUUUGAUAAUUGUAAUUGUUGUGAAAUUGAAAUUGUCUAUGUUUUGAUUUGUACUUUACGGGCGAUCGCUUAUCUGAUUAUUGAGCUGCAAACUGAUGAACCGACUAGCGGUACGGACAGUAGCUAGGCGAGUGCGGUCACAUGAAAAUCAACGACGACUCUAGUGAUGUGCUGUUUGAAAUUUCGUCAAAAUUCAAUAACAAUUACCGAACCCUAUUCUAACAUUUGGAUGGGUGUAAAUAUUCGAUAAAAAGACGCAAUAGAAAUCAUAUUUAACGCAAACGGACAGAACGAGACAAAGAAGAAGUGAUUUGUUUUCUUCAUAUUUUGUAAAUAAAAUGGAUUAUUACCGGCAAUCGAGUGCGGCCACUGUGCCGACAGGUUGUUCACCAACUUGGUACGAAGCGGUUAAUUCGGAAUUCUUCAACGAACAAGAUCAAAUACAAAAAAUGAAAUCGAAUAACCAACACAUCUACGCGAACAGUACUGCUGCUGCCACCACUGCCACGAAUCACUCGAUAAAUAUGCACGAGCAACCUUUGACCAACGCGGUGACAACAACCGAACAUCAACAAACACACAACAACAACAACAUGGAAUAUUAUAAUCGGCCCAUAUCAAUGCAUUUCAAUAAUGAUGCUAAUAACUAUUUUCCACCGCCGCCACCACCGCCUUCGUCUCUUGUUGGCGAUGGCAAUGCGUUGCUGUCAUACGCACCUUGUCAGGGGCCACGACCAUGGAAUUUUGCACAAUGCUAUGGCUUUUAUGGUCAACCAGCUUGUUCAAUGCUCAAGAUUAUUGACAUGGAAGAUUUUAUGAACAAUGAAAAACGCAAGGAGAAAUCGCGUGAUGCGGCCAGAUGUCGUCGUUCGCGCGAAACGGAAAUUUUCACCGAGUUGGGCGAUACGUUGCCGGUACGCAAAGAUGAAUUGGAAAAUCUUGAUAAAUCAUCCGUGAUGCGCUUAGCGAUUGCUACAUUGAAAAUCGAAGACACGCUGCAAUUAUUUAAAUUUGACGAUGAAGCCAAACAGACGACGGAUGAUCAACAACUUAGCAACAUCGAUGAAAAUGUUGUGAUGAAAGCACUUGACGGAUUCUUGAUUAUCCUCUCGACCGACGGCGAUGUUAUUUAUGUCUCGGAAAAUAUUCACGAAUACAUUGGCAUUCAGCAGAUUGAGAUUAUUGGAAAUCCAAUUUGGGACUACACGCACCAGUGCGACCAUACUGAAUUGCGUGAUACUUUGAAGGCACACGUCGAAGAUCAGAAGAAAAACGGCGAAUCGUCCCAUCGCAAUGUUUUGAUUCGUAUCAAGUGCACGUUGACAAGCCGCGGUCGCAGCGUUAAUAUCAAAAGUGCAACAUACAAAGUCAUCAACAUAGAGGGUCAUAUUGUGUUGGAUGAAACAAAGAACCAACAUCAAUUCGUUGCAAUUGCACGCUUGAUACCACAUCCCUCAAACAUUGAGGUGCCAUUGGAUUCGAGAACAUUUUUAUCGAAACAUUCAUUAAACAUGAAGUUCUCUUACGUCGAUGACAAAAUGCUGCCAAUUUUGGGAUACAAACCGUCUGAUUUAUUGGAUAAAUCGUUGUAUGAAUGCCAUCACAGUGUCGAUUCCGAAGCACUAAUGGUUGCAUUUAAAAAUGUCAUAAACAAAGGUCAAACGGAAACAUCACGAUAUCGGUUCUUGGGACGCAAUGGCGGAUACUGUUGGGUUGUCACUCAAGCAACGCUCGUUUAUGAUAAACAGAAGCCACAGAGUGUCGUUUGCGUUAAUUAUGUCAUAAGUGAUUUGAUAAAUAAAAAUGAAGUGUAUUCAUUGCGUCAGUUGGAAGCAUUCAAUGCGUUAUCGCCGAGCGACAAAUUAAAAUUGCAAACGAAAGCCGCGGAAUGCAGUGCUGAAUUACCGAAAAUACUGAAACAAGAGACAUUUGAAGUAACGAACAACAUCAAAUUGGAAGUGAUUGAUGACCAUUCAUUGAGUGUAAACAAACACGAGCAUCCAAAUCAUCAAUUGAACAGUGCUAAAAUUGUGGAUGAGCUAUUAGUUGUGCCGGAACCACCGAUUCGACGUGUUUUAAUCGCAAAUCAGCUGAACGGUACAAACGUUGUCAAAGCCAAUCCAAAAGCAGUUACAGCAUCGGUAUUUAAGACAAUACCGAUCGCUCCAAAACAACCAUUCAAAGCGAUUGGAGGCGGUGAACAUCAGCUGAACAUCAUCAACAACAGCGGAAACAACGCAAUUGCACGUGCACCACAAACGGUAACCGCAUCAUUAAUACAGCCAAUUGUGGCUGCCAAACGUGACUCGUUUGGAAAAAUUCAAUCGACUAUUGCCAAACCGUCGUUGGUACCGCGCCAAACCGUUGUCACGGCAUCAUUAUUUCAACCGCGUAACGCACCAACCGUUGGACCCAUUUCAUCCAAAUUUCCAUCGCCUACUGUCAAUCCACAGGCAUCACGUGCUGCUGAAACUAUGAAUAAAUCGUUUUGUAUGCUCUCCGAUGAUUUAUCACAGCCCACUUUAUUGGAAACGAAACCGGAUGACACAGCACUUUUGAUUGGUGUACCAUCUUCACCGAUAUCAAUAGCUUCAUCGUCGCCGUCAAUGACACCAAAUUCCAUCAAUAAUUGCUCAGGAGAGACCACCACCAACAACAAAUAUGCCACAAACAACUUAAAUGACAUUACACCACUCGACGACACAACAACUCCGCUGUUCGGUGAAAUAUUCGACGAACUCAUUUUGCCCGACGGUUAUUGCACAUUACUUUCCGAUGACAUAAAUCCCAUUGAUUCACAGUCAAGUAAAAUGAAAUUCAUCGAUCCAUUCAUCAAUUAUCGCGAUGAAAUGUGCGAAACAUCUGAAACUUCGCCCAGCAUUUUAUCGCCCGACAAUUUAUCAAAGAGCCCAGAAGGAAGCAGCAGUUUGCCAUCGUUGUGCAGUCCAAAUUCGAUGAGUCACAGCGAUGAAUUUGCAUUUAUGUCGACGAGCUUGGAUAAUACGGACAUCGAUUUAUCAAUGCGUGCACCAUAUAUUCCAAUGAAUGAAAAUGACGAUUUACCAUUGCUCACCGAAGACUUGAUGUGGAGUGCAUUUUCCGAUGAAUUAAGGUUGCACAUAGACAUUAAGGAACCGAGUGCACUUCAACAGCAACCAUUGCAUUUGCAAUUAACAUCGCUUCCAUCACAACAGUUUGGCCCGGACCCGGUCGAACAAAUGAUUAUUGACGGUGCAAUUAACGGAAGCGUCAAGGAAACACCAAGCAUUACCGAACAACGGUUGAUGUUUGGCACAGCCAGCAAUUUGGCAUCGUAUUUGGCAAGCAAAUACGUGGAAAAUGAUUCGACAAACGAGGAUGGUUGCAACAAGUCAAAUGUUCUACCGGAAAUUUUGAAAAUGGAACAAACAACACCGAAAUAUGAGUGCGGCUCAAAUAGCAGCAGCAACAGCAACACUGCCAUUGACGACAAAACACAACAGAUUCUCGCGAAAAAUUUGAACGACGAUAGCAUACGAUCUCUUACACCAACACAGAUCGCUGGCGACCCAUCGAAAAUGGAAGUGAUCGACAGUAUCACCGACGGCUGUAUCACCACAUACACCAUUCAAAUGUUUGACAACGAAGCCUUCACGAAAAAUGGCACAAAUGCAACCACAUUGCCGAGUUGGACAAUGAAUGAUUUACUUCAAAUGAAUGGCAACGAUACCAAGGUGAAUGCUGUAUAUUCGGCCAUACCAUCGCCGACAAAACGUACAUCGUCAAGGUCGAGAACACAACAACAACAGAUGGCCGAAACGACAAAUGUCACACAAAUGAACCAUAAACGCCCAUCUCCAUUGGAUUCAAGCAUAAACAAGCGCUUGAAGAGCAAUUCAACGGUAUCACCAUUCAACCUUGACCAUUCGAGUUCUAGGUCAAUGGGCAACAUUCAACAGCAAUCAUUUUCAUUACAGAACCAGGACACAGUAGUGCAACAACAGCAACAGAAAUCGCCACAUUUGCUGCAACAUUUGAUGGCUCCAUCACCGGACCGUGUACGCAAAUACACCGGACCGGCCAACAAGUCCACCAGCGACAAAUCGAACAACGAUGCCCAAUGGAAUUGCAACAUUGGAUACGAUGAGCCGAAAAUCCAAUCAUCCGAUUCGGUUCUCAAAAAUUUACUUUGUAACAUGACAUCUGAAGCAGAUAAUCCGGUCAGCACAAUUGACCAGUUAAAAGAGAAUAAUCCAAGAUUGAAUAUGGGACGGGUCAACAUGGAGUUUGCACCAAACAUAUGCGAAAACGAUCAAAAUGGAAUGGAUGCCGAGAACUAUGGACUGGUUGACGAUAUUUUCCUCGUGAAUGAGUUGAAUUCGAGCUUCCCGAAUUCCGGUGGCGAUGCAUCGCCAUUCAGUUCGUCCGACAAUGACUUGGUUGGCUUAAUGAAGUCGGCCAUUGACGAAAGAAAACCGUUUGAGAGUUUUGAGAAACAGAUCACAAUCACUGUUCCACAACCGCCCCCAUUGAAGGAGGAUGCUUUUUCGAUCGGAGGAGGCCUUUUCGAUGGCAUCACCGAUCACACAAACAUUUUGCCAGCAUCGUUGAUUUCACCAAUGGGAACAGAGAACAGUAGCUACGACUAUAAUAUAUUUGACAGGACUGAUGUGGGUGCCGAUAGUUUGUUGGAUGUUUGGGUCGAUGAAAUGAAAUAAAUGAGCACACAAAAAAACCACCUACAAUUGCGUCGAUAAGGGCAUUUUCUUUUGAACCAUGAAUUGUUAUUCACCUUCUAUCAUUUACUCUACAAUUUUCUGACAAUUUUUUUUCGAAAGCACAAUUAUAUGGCCACUUUUUUUUCAUUUAUCCAAACGAAUGGAUUGCACUGAUAGAUGUUUUACACAUAAAUAACACAAAACAAACAACAAAAAUGUUAAUCAGUGCCAUUUGGAUGAAAAAAUUCUUUGGGAAAUCUAAAUUGUAAUUUUUGGGAAGUGGACAUUUAGAUUUUAAAUAAUUUUUAAUCAAGAUUGUAUGCAUAUAUAUAUAUAUAUCUGUCGAUCGAGAACAGGCAUGCACCACGAUCAAAACAGGAAAAUAAGCAAAGAGUUUUCUCGUGAGAAUGGACCUCCAUUCUGUGUUAAGCUUUGCAUCUAUAUUACUCCUUGUAUGCUACCAACUUUUAAUCAGUUAAACGUCGCAUAUUCUGUACAUUCAAUGAAUUUUGAUUGAAAUAAUUUGCAAAAAGAACGCUUUUUUCUUGAGCAUCAUCAGCGGAAAUCCAGAAACGACAGAAUUUGCGACGUUCAUCCUUAUUUUUUUCUUAAAUUGUAAUUUCUGUUUUCAUCUUAUUUUGGACGCAAUCAAACAUCCAAUAUCCAACAAACAAUCUAAUUUUCUAUGGCUCAUUUAUUUUGGUCAUAAAUUGAUAUACUUUAUUCAUAUGUGAAAAAAACAACACACAAUGUAACUGUAUCAAUGGAUUGAUACUGAAUGUGAGAUGGUUGAAUAUUUAAGUAAUAAAUAAUAGAAUAUAUCUUUUUGAUUGGUA
Messenger RNA from Sitodiplosis mosellana (orange wheat blossom midge), 6695 nucleotides. It is a transcript of the gene sima, whose product is annotated as protein similar. The record is from RefSeq and is a predicted model, not a curated record. Gene Ontology annotation, biological process: cellular response to hypoxia; regulation of transcription by RNA polymerase II. Gene Ontology annotation, molecular function: protein dimerization activity; DNA-binding transcription factor activity, RNA polymerase II-specific; RNA polymerase II transcription regulatory region sequence-specific DNA binding. NCBI's taxonomy places the organism in Eukaryota, Metazoa, Arthropoda, Insecta, Diptera, Cecidomyiidae. Bases 1501 to 5859 code for a protein of 1452 amino acids. The transcript has 14 exons.